CCCCGCCUCCUCCUGCCUCCUUGCAGAUCAGGCGCCCGAGGAGACGCGGGCAGCUGACAUUGUCUUCUUCGCGCGCGACUCGUCCUGCGUUUCAGGAGUCUUCUCUCUCCGGUGCACAAUGGCAACUCUUAAGGAAAAACUGAUUGCACCAGUUGCAGAAGAAAAGGCAACGGUCCCGAACAAUAAGAUCACUGUAGUGGGUGUUGGACAAGUUGGUAUGGCCUGUGCCAUCAGCAUUCUGGGAAAGUCUCUGGCAGAUGAACUGGCCCUUGUGGAUGUUUUGGAAGAUAAACUCAAAGGAGAAAUGAUGGAUCUGCAGCAUGGCAGCUUAUUUCUUCAGACACCUAAAAUCGUGGCGGAUAAAGAUUACUCUGUGACCUCCAACUCUAAGAUAGUGGUGGUAACCGCAGGAGUCCGCCAGCAGGAGGGAGAAAGUCGUCUCAAUCUGGUGCAGAGGAAUGUGAAUGUCUUCAAGUUUAUUAUCCCUCAGAUUGUCAAGUACAGCCCUAAUUGCAUCAUCAUUGUGGUCUCCAACCCAGUGGAUAUUCUCACAUAUGUUACCUGGAAACUAAGUGGAUUACCCAAGCACCGUGUGAUUGGAAGUGGGUGUAAUCUGGAUUCUGCUAGAUUUCGCUAUCUCAUGGCUGAAAAACUUGGCAUUCAUCCCAGCAGCUGCCAUGGAUGGAUUUUGGGAGAACAUGGCGACUCAAGUGUGGCAGUAUGGAGUGGUGUAAAUGUGGCAGGUGUUUCUCUCCAAGAGCUGAAUCCGGCAAUGGGGACAGAUAAUGAUAGUGAAAACUGGAAGGAAGUGCAUAAGAUGGUGGUUGAAAGUGCCUAUGAGGUCAUUAAGCUAAAAGGAUACACCAACUGGGCUAUUGGAUUAAGUGUGGCUGAUCUCAUUGAAUCCAUUCAAAAUCUGUCUAGGAUUCAUCCAGUGUCAACAAUGGUGAAGGGGAUGUAUGGCAUUGAGAAUGAAGUCUUCCUGAGCCUCCCAUGUAUCCUGAAUGCUCGUGGAUUAACCAGUGUUAUCAACCAGAAGCUGAAGGAUGAUGAGGUUGCUCAACUCAAGAAAAGUGCAGAUACCCUGUGGAACAUCCAGAAGGACCUCAAAGAUCUGUGACUUCAGGCUUCUAGGAUGUAGACACUUAAAAACUACAAUGUGAUUAACCACGAGCCUUUAGUUCUCACCCACAUACAUGGAUCUCAAUCUGCUUUUAUCCUCCUAAAUAUGUGAAUCUGGGCUCACAGAAUCAAAGCCCGCACUUGGCUUAAUGCUUGCAAUAUGAGCCCCUGAACAAAUAAAAGCAAUUACCGCAGUGUG
This is a messenger RNA of Talpa occidentalis (Iberian mole), 1321 nucleotides long. RefSeq names its product lactate dehydrogenase B (gene LDHB). The record is from RefSeq and is a predicted model, not a curated record. Gene Ontology annotation, cellular component: cytoplasm. Gene Ontology annotation, molecular function: L-lactate dehydrogenase (NAD+) activity. Gene Ontology annotation, biological process: carboxylic acid metabolic process. NCBI's taxonomy places the organism in Eukaryota, Metazoa, Chordata, Mammalia, Eulipotyphla, Talpidae.